AGAAAGACCCACAGAAAAAAUUUUUGCCCGCACAGCACACGUCUCGAGCCCGGAAGUAAUAUUUGUCUCGAUCUGACACCAAACGAACGAGUAGUAUCGCAAUUCCAAAGGCAAAGUAUGCAGUGAUACUGCCAGUGCAGCCGGUCGUGAUUUUCAUACUGGACACGGCGGCGGGAGGCGGAGGCGCCACCACCACCGUAGUCCUCUCAUCUCCCAUCUCUCAUAUCCCUAGGAAGAAAACGAGUGGCUAGGGGGUUGAGAUAGAAGAACGAUAGAAUUAGAAAAAUCUUCCACAGAAUGGGUGCUAUUAAAUCCGCCAUCUGCGACGCGGUGAUCACCUUCCUCUGGGUAUUCUGCGUCUCUACUAUUGGUGUCCUCACCUCCAUCAUAUCCUCCGCUCUCCAGGUCCAGGGUUUUGUACCCAAACUCCUUAUCAUCACUUUUCUCAUAACCGUCCUUGUCUUCGUUUUCAACCUUAUCGCUCACGCCCUAGGUGGUGCCAGCUUCAAUCCUACAGGCAUUGCUGCCUUCUACGCGGCUGGUAUUGGUGGAGAUUCUCUUAUCUCACUGGCCGUUCGCCUCCCAGCGCAGGCCGCUGGCGCGGUGGGAGCUGUGCUGUCGAUAGUUGAGCUGAUGCCGUCUCAGUACAAGCACAUGCUCGGCGGGCCGUCGGUCAAAGUAGACCUGCACACUGCGGCCAUGGCAGAAGGGAUACUGACAUUCCUCAUCAGCUUUGCUGUGUUGCUGAUAGUUAUUAAGGGUCCACGAAACGCUAUCUUCAAAUCCUUGCUUCUGGCUGUCACCACUGUGACCUUGGUCGUUAGUGGCUCUGGGUAUACUGGACCAGCCAUGAAUCCCGCUAAUGCAUUUGGCUGGGCCUAUAUCAAGAACCGUCACAACACAUGGGAGCAGUUUUAUGUGUAUUGGAUCUGCCCCUUCAUUGGCGCCAUUUUAGCUGCUUGGGGUUUCCGGAUUCUGUUCCCGCUGCCUUCUCCGAAGACCAAGAAGACCAAGAAGGCUUGAGCCCCUAGACUACAUUUAUAAGGUACUUGAAUUCCUAAGCUCCCUGUAUUUAAUAAACAUUUCUGUGUUGAUGUUGUUUGGUGUCUAGUUUUUCGUAUUAGCAAUUGGACUAUGCUCUUUUGAUUACUAUAUGUUGCUUUAAUGAUGUUGAAUAUAUCUGCACUGUAUUUUGCGGAGACAUCCAACUUUGCUGUAGCUAUUAUUCAUUCUUAUAGAUAAUAUUAAAAAUAUGUUAAAAA
This is a messenger RNA of Phalaenopsis equestris, 1262 nucleotides long. RefSeq names its product aquaporin SIP1-2. Gene Ontology annotation, molecular function: water channel activity. Gene Ontology annotation, biological process: transmembrane transport. Gene Ontology annotation, cellular component: membrane. The transcript is spliced from 3 exons. The coding region runs from base 298 to 1023 and encodes 241 amino acids. The record is from RefSeq and is a predicted model, not a curated record. NCBI's taxonomy places the organism in Eukaryota, Viridiplantae, Streptophyta, Magnoliopsida, Asparagales, Orchidaceae.